UUUAUGUUUAUCUGUCAAAUGUCAAGACACAAAAUUGAAUUUCUCCUAAUAAAAAAAACUGGAUAAUUAAAAAUGGCUUUAAACCUAGACGGAAAACGCAAACUUGCAGCAGAAGCCCAAAAACGAGCCUACGAUGAACAAAUCGAACGAAACAAAUUACACUUGGUCGAAAAAAACCGUUUCCGGAAUUUGGAAAGAUCCAUGCAUUACCAACGCCGAGAACGUGAAACGGCAGAUCGCCUAUUCGAGUCAAAGCAACGAGAGGCCCAUACGGAGCAAAAAAUUGAUAAAACCAAAGCUUUGGCUAGAGAAUUGGACAAAAUUAAACGUAGUGAACUCAGAGACUUGAAACUGAGGCAAAGUUUGCGUGAAACGUCGCACGAAUUGCGGGAAUUAGAGUCAAAACUGAGAACCGCGUACGUUUCGAAAGAACUAGCGACGCAAUUAGCUGAGAAAAAUGCCAAGAAACUAGAAGAUAAGUUGAAGCAAAGGGAAGAGUUUCAAAAGCUGCAAUCAGCUGUGAUUACGUUGGAAGAGAUGAAAAAAACUGCAGCUGAGGAAGAAAUUAAAAAGAAGGCUAUUUAUAGACAAGAACUACAGGACCAAAUGAUUAUCAACGAGAAGCGCAAGCGUUAUUUGUAUGACGAAUUUUUGAGAGAGAAGAAGAUGAUUGAUGAUAUUGUGCAACGGAUAUUUGCUGAAGAUGAGAGAGAACGUAUGGAGAAGAUGUGUAAAAUGCAGAAGACUAAGGAAGAAAUGGACGCGUUUAAGAAAGCGCAGCAGAUUUGGAGGAACAAGGAGAAGGCAGAAAUUGAGAAAGAAAAUCAAAGGAUACAUGAAUUUUUAACAAAUAAGGCGAUAGAGAUGCAGUCUAGGGAACAAAAAAAGAACGAAAUGGAGGCAGUGAAAGCUAAAUUAACUGAAAAUAUAGCAAAACAGCUCCAGGAACAAGAGAUGCUACGAAAAGAACGAGAAGAAAUCAUGCAAGAACUGUACGAAGAAGAACAAAAACAAGCCAUGGAACAAGAGCACAGAGCCAGCGUUGAAAAAGCUUUAAGACAGAGAAUCGAAGUCCGGGAGUCGCUGAUGCACCAAAUGAUAGAAAGACAAGAAAGACUCAAGGCGGAGGCGGCUGAAGACGCUAAAUAUAAAGAAGAGUUGUUAGCGAAAAUGGCCGAAGAUAAACGACUCGAACUACUAUCGAACGAAAAGAGGCGCCUGAAGAUGAUCGAAUGUCGGAAAGAAGUGGAAAAGAUGAUGAUCGAGCGAAGACAACGACACGCGGAAGAGAUGCAGCUGCUGCUGAAACUCAAAGAACAGGAGGAAAUGGAAGCCGAAGAAAGGAGACGCGUUAUCCAAGAGGAAAGGUUGCGAAUGUUAAAGGAGCACGCGAAGAAUCUGAUUGGGUAUUUGCCAAAAGGGGUGCUAAGGGCUGACGAUUUGCCGCAUUUAGGUAGCGAUUUGGUGAAUCCAGAGUGAAGACAAACCGAUGUGAUAAAAAAUUGUAUUUAUUUUUAAUAAAGAUUUUUAUCUUCAAUUAAA
This is a messenger RNA of Zophobas morio, 1542 nucleotides long. Its product is annotated as meiosis-specific nuclear structural protein 1-like. The transcript has 6 exons. Bases 73 to 1479 code for a protein of 468 amino acids. Lineage: Eukaryota; Metazoa; Arthropoda; Insecta; Coleoptera; Tenebrionidae. Gene Ontology annotation, cellular component: motile cilium. Gene Ontology annotation, biological process: cilium organization. The record is from RefSeq and is a predicted model, not a curated record.